AUGAAAUGCCUCCCACAGAACAAACUUGCACAGGCGCAAGGCAACGUACUACACGACUGGCAUGCGGAGAUACUGGCUAUACGGGCAUUCAAUCGCUUUCUGGUGGAUGAGUGCGCGGAUCUUGCCAGGAAGGGGUUCGAGGAGAAGGAUACCGGCGGAUGGGUGAGAUGGAGGCAUAGGGACGAUGGGCAUGCACGACUCGAGAGCGCGCAUGAAGGGGAUGUGGGCAGUGCACCCUUCGAACUUCGCGACGACGUCAGCAUACACAUGUACUGCUCCGAAGCUCCAUGUGGCGAUGCGUCGAUGGAGCUCACGAUGGCGGAGCAAGAGGACGAUACACCUUGGUCCAAGAGUUCUGGGUCACAUGCUACAGACAGCAGUAUGCUGGGGCGAGGACACUUCGAUCGCCUGGGCAUCGUACGCCGCAAGCCUGCUCGCCCGGAUGCGCCGCUCACUCUGAGCAAGAGCUGUAGCGACAAGCUGGCGAUGAAGCAGUGCACGAGCUUGCUCUCCGGGCUGACGAGUCGACUUGUGUGGCCGGAGAACGUCUAUCUGUAUACUCUCGUGCUGCCGGAGUCACAGUACGUGGGCACGGCUGUUGAGCGAGCGUUUGGACCUCAAGGUAGGAUGAAGGCGGUUGCCAGCCUGAACACAAGACAGAGGGAAAGUUGGAAGGCAGGCGGAUAUGCUUUCAAGCCAUUCGACGUCCGGACCACUACCAGGGAGUUCGAGUACAGUAGGCGAUCUGGCACUACGACGGCUGCGGUACCGAGCAACCUCUCCGCGAUGGUUACACCUCAGCGGCAGGAGAUCUUGAUCAAUGGGGUCCUACAGGGACGGAAGCAAUUCGAUCCCAGGGGAGCAAGUUGCGCCAGCAGGAGGGCAAUGUGGAAGGAUGUCAUUGAUGUUGCUGCGACUGCUGGGCAGGAGAUUGCAGAGGUGUCUGGAAAGGGCACUUGUUGCGAGAUGAAGCAUACGUCUCAGAUCAGAGAGCACGUCAAGAAGGACGUCAGGGAGAUGUCGCUUCAAAGGUGGGAGAGGAAUGUCGGGGAUGAGGAGUGGAAGAUUGAAGAUAGUUGA
This is a messenger RNA of Saxophila tyrrhenica, 1080 nucleotides long. RefSeq lists its product as uncharacterized. The coding region runs from base 1 to 1080 and encodes 359 amino acids. Gene Ontology annotation, biological process: tRNA wobble adenosine to inosine editing. Gene Ontology annotation, molecular function: RNA binding; tRNA-specific adenosine-37 deaminase activity. Lineage: Eukaryota; Fungi; Ascomycota; Dothideomycetes; Mycosphaerellales; Extremaceae. The record is from RefSeq and is a predicted model, not a curated record. The transcript has a single exon.